AUGGGUUAUGAUCUCCUUCGAGAUUUGCAUGCGGUUCCCACAUCCUCUCCAACGCUCUACUCUGAUAACACAAGUGCGCUUUUUCUCACUCAAAAUCCAGUCUCGCAUAAGCGCGCAAAGCACAUUGAUAUCGAUUAUCAAUUCGUUCGAGAGCUUGUGGACUCUGGGCGUCUAUUCACUAAAUUCAUGGAGUCCGACAAUCAGGUGGUGGAUAUAUUCACGAAGAGCUUGUUGCACGGUCUCUUUGAUUAUUUCAGGACCAAGCUACGCAUUUCUGUUGCAGACACGACUUAG
Molecule: messenger RNA, 294 nt
Organism: Striga hermonthica
Lineage: Eukaryota; Viridiplantae; Streptophyta; Magnoliopsida; Lamiales; Orobanchaceae
Source: the annotation of a GenBank genome assembly